CGGUAAAGCAUGGCAGCCUCCUUGAUACUCGAGAGAGCAGCUAGCCAGAAAGUUCUAGCACAUUCAUGUUACUGUGUUUAAAAGGGGAGUUCACUUGUUCUGAGCUCAAAAGGAGACAUCGUGUCAAUUCAUUCAACGCUGUUUUAUAAGACUCUUGAAAAGCUGUGUCCAUCAUGGCAGAAGACAGACAGGACAGGAGAUAUCCCCAGAACCUGCAGGGGGUCCUGCAGUUGGCAGUGGACGCUGGGUCAGCCGCAGAGGGCCCUGCCCCUGUUGAACCCAUGUCAGAGGAGAGGAAAAUGUGGCUGAGAGAAGCUCUCGCAGAAGUCACCAAAGGGCAGAUGGACGAAGUGGAGCAGAUGAAGAAGUGCUUGGCUGUCUUAUGCAAAGAAGGAAUGAGUGAAACGGAGAGAGAAGGAGAGGAAGAGAGGGAUGAGGAGGAUGAAGAUGAGCGGGAAUCAGCCUUUGAGGUGCUGUCAGAGCUGUGUGAGAACCUGGACAAUGCCAGAGACCUCAUGAUUCUUGGCGGACUGGAACUGUGCCUCUCCCAGUAUCUGUGUCAUGUCCAAAGUGGGCUGAGGUGGCGUGCCGCUGAGCUCAUUGCUUCCUGUGCCCAGAACAUGCCGCAGGUGCAGGUCCACUUGCUUAGCAUUGGGGCUCUGCCGAAACUACUGCAGCUGACAGACUCAGACCCCCACCCCACCGUCAGAGUAAAAGCCCUUUACGCUGUGUCGUGUCUGGUUCGAGAGCAGGAGGCAGGACUUCAGGCAUUCUUGUCCCACGAUGGUUUCUCGGUGCUGAUGCGAGGCAUGCAGUCGGAGAACGAGAAGCUCAGAACCAAGUCGGCAUUCCUUCUUCUCAGCCUGCUCACCUCACAUCCCGAACAGAAAGACACAGUUGUUUCCAUGGGUAUGGUACAGCAGCUGGUAUCUGUUCUCCGCACACCGCACUCACCUUUCCAUGAACAUGUGCUCGGUGCCCUUUGCUGUUUGGUGGAGGACUGUCCACAGGGUCUCAAAGACUGCAGGAAUCCUGCUAUGGGUCUGGAGGAGUUUCUCAGACAGCGUUCCAGAGAACUCCAAGGAAAAGAAGAAAGUCAGGAAGAACUGGACUUCUGUGAGCGUUUGAGGGUUGCGUGUUUCCGUGGGCAGCAGUCAGAUGACAAUGGGAUGGAUCGCUAAAGUCUAACUUGUUUUGAUAUCAUUGUGCAAAGAUGUAACAGACAUUCAUGAUCUGGUUCAUGGAUGCUAAGCAGUGUUUUAUCUGUUGCGACAGAUGCUGUCCAUAUUUUGCAUGUAAUCCAGGAACUGGAUUUUACUAUGUAAAUAACUGUAAUGUAUAAAGUACUUUUUGAAGUCA
This is a messenger RNA of Morone saxatilis (striped sea-bass), 1359 nucleotides long. It is a transcript of the gene hspbp1, whose product is annotated as HSPA (heat shock 70kDa) binding protein, cytoplasmic cochaperone 1. Bases 174 to 1181 code for a protein of 335 amino acids. The transcript has 8 exons. The record is from RefSeq and is a predicted model, not a curated record. Lineage: Eukaryota; Metazoa; Chordata; Actinopteri; Moronidae.